Messenger RNA from Rhodamnia argentea, 15552 nucleotides. Its product is annotated as auxin transport protein BIG. Gene Ontology annotation, biological process: auxin polar transport. Gene Ontology annotation, molecular function: zinc ion binding. Lineage: Eukaryota; Viridiplantae; Streptophyta; Magnoliopsida; Myrtales; Myrtaceae. Gene Ontology annotation, cellular component: plasmodesma; cytosol. The record is from RefSeq and is a predicted model, not a curated record. Bases 131 to 15409 code for a protein of 5092 amino acids. The transcript is spliced from 14 exons.
UCCACUCGAAACCAGACCCCUGCGCGCACAGAGAGAGAGAGACUCUCCCGCACGCGCACAUACCUCUCGGCUCUGUAACCUUCACUUCCACGAAGUGGACGGGAGGAUUCCCGAUCGCCGAUCGGCGGCGAUGGAGCCGGAACCCCCGUCGCAGCAUCAGCAGCAGCAUCCGAAGCGUCAGCACCUGGCGGAGUUCCUGGAGUCGCUCUCCGACGACAGCUGCCGGGCCGAUCUCCUGCUCAAGCUUCGCUCCAGUGCUUCGGCCAGGGCGGGGCUCGAGGUUCUGUAUUCGGCCCUCAGGCGCGGUGUGGAGCCGAUCGGGGAUGAUCGGAGGUUCAGGCUUCGUUCCUGGACCGAUUCGCAGGUUCAAGCUGUCUUCUCCGUCGCCUCCUCCGUCGCCUUCGCUUGUCGAUCUCUGUCAGUGGACCAUGUGGAGCCAGUUAUUGUUGCAGUGGUGCAGCAGUCGCUUGAGUUUGCUGUUUGUUAUUUGGAGCAUUCAGAUAUUGAGAGAGAGGAUUUUAGUUUGCAGAAUAUUGCAUUGCAGCUGUUGGAGAUAGCAUUGAUUGAUAGCACGGAUAAGAUAUGUGAAGUUUCUCAACCUUCUUCGGAUGAUGACACUAUCAACUUCUUGUUGGCGGUUGCUGAUAAUGCAGCUGAUAUGGAGCUGGACAAGCAUGUUAGAUGCAACCAUCAAGGUUGCUGCUCAGGAGAGAAAUCGGUGGAUCAUUUUGUGAUGUCAUUGUCGCCUGAAUUCCUUCAAUCUGAACGGCAGAUCUUAGGAUCGACCUCACCUUAUUUUCCCCGAAGUGUGAACAAAUUGAUGUUGCUGUCUCAUCAUUGGGCUGUUGCUCACGUACAAAGUAUUAAACGGCUCAUUUUGCUUUCUAAAAAAUUGGUUGAACUUCCGUAUGAUGAAAAGACAGCAGGUAGCAGCUUUCGCAGAAGAAUCUCCUUCAGUUUGAAGAUUUUGAAGUUACUCGGAAAUUUGGCACAGGAUGUCCCGUAUAUCGACUUUGAUUCAGCGUUGUUGGAGGCUUGUGCUUCAUAUGCUGAUAUACUACCUAGCUUGUUUAAGCUGAAGUUUGACUUCUUGAGUAGUUGUAAUAUCAUCGAGGGUACUUUUGAGAACCUCAUCCUGUCUCUGUUGGAGGAGUUUCUUCAUCUUCUCCAAAUUAUCUUUAGUGAUGAUAGUACUUUCAGAAACAUACAGGCAUCCAUAGUGGCUUCUGUAUUGGAUGAUUUAGCAUCUACUGAAUGGAAAUACAGCAAAUCCGCUACAACUAUAAAACCUCCUGUAGCUUACUUCCCUCGAACUGUUGUUUACAUGUUAAAGCUCAUCAAUGAUAUCAAUGGUGAAACAUACCAGCCUUUUGGUUGCAAGUGGCCUAGUCAAGAAUAUGCAGCCGAUUCCCCUUCAUGUAGUGUUCAUGCUGGCAAGAUACCUUUGCUCGGGAGGCUCACAGUUGAGGAACGGAUGAAAUUAAUAUUUCCUCCGUCUGGUCAGUGGCUGGACGGUUUGAUUCGUCUUAUCUACUUCUUGUAUUCUGAAGGAGCAAAACAAGGGCCCAAAAUGGAAAGAUCGUUCUCCAGUUGCACAAAAGCUAGUGUUACCUCUGAAGUAGAAAACGCCGCUAACCAUGAAGACGAAGCCCUCUUUGGCGAUCUUUUCUCUGAGGGCGGUCGCUCUAUUGGUUCCACAGAAGGAUAUGAUCAGCUACCUGUUUCCAAUAGCGGCGGUUCCAGCAUCUGCAAUAUGCCUGUUCAAGCGGCUUCCGAGCUGUUAAAUUUUCUCAAAGUUUCUAUUUUUUCUCCUAAGUGCCAUUUUUCUGUUUUCGAGGAUGCCUGCAGAAAGCUUUGUUGUGAACAUAUUGACAUCUUCCUCUCCAUUCUCAACUCCCACUUCUCUAAUUCAGAAGAUAAGGCUUCUGAAGGCUCUGGCAUUUCUCAAGAAGAGAGAAAGAUGGGACAGGUUGGGAAACUUUGCUUUACUCUCCUGCAGAACCUUCUGAUUGGUCGUGCUUUGUCAGACUUCUUAGAAGUUUACCUUGUCGAGCAAAUUUUGAAAGUUGAAAAUGGUAUGUUUGUUUACAAUGGUUGGACGUUGACUUUGAUGGCUAAUGCACUUCUCAGUAGGGUGGGUUUGUCUGGUAGGCAUUUGAGAAACAAGAUAUAUAAGGAUUUUGUUGCUUAUAUUGUCGAGAAGACGGAGAGUAUUCAAACAAAUUGUCCUGGACUAAGGGAAAUCCUUGGAAGUCUUCCAUCUACAUUUCAUCUUGAGAUUGUUCUUAUGACAUUCCAUCUAUCCACCAAAGAAGAGAAGUCAGCUUUGGCCACAUUUCUCAUCGCGUCACUUAAAGAGAUAGGUGCUUCAACCACAGAUUAUACCAGCAAGCAGUUAUCAUGUUGGGCUUUAGUAAUUUCUAGGUUGAUACUUCUUGUACGUCAUAUGAUCUUCCAUCCACAUACCUGUCCCGCAACACUGCUGUUAGAUCUGAAAACAAAGUUGAGAGAUUUUCCCGCUGGGUUAUGUCCAUCAGAUGAUGUAAAUGAUUCUUGGGUGUCAGUUGCUUUGAAGAGUGUAAUGUUUUCAGGGGUUGAGGAAGAGCCUUCCAUGAGUGGCUUGAUCAACCAAAUGGUCGAUACCAUGAUGCUUCCUUCUUUUUCUAUGGAUGAUUUGUCUGUUGACUGCUCGUGGAUGAGUUGGAGUGAAAUUUUUGAAUUGUUCUCUUGGAUAUUGGGACUGUGGAAGGAUAAGAAAGCUGUAUCAGUUGAAGAUUUGGUCAUUGAGAGAUACAUGUUCUUUCUUUGCUGGGAUUUGCCCACCAGGAAUUCCAUGCUGGACAAUCUACAACCUCUGUGGCGUAACACAGAAGAUCUGGACAUAUGUGAUAUGGGAAUCUUCUUUCGGUUCAGUCAUGUAGUUUUGGGCCGCUGUGAUGCUGUUGUUAAGGAUAUGAAGUUCCCUAGUGUUGUCUCAUGUGUGUUGGAGCAAUUGCUUGCUUUACCCUUCCCGGAUAAGUGUACUGAGAUAGACUGGAAUUUCUUGAGAUGCGGAAUGUGGUUGUCGCUGAUGCUAUCCAUACUCAUUAGUGGACUUCUGAGACAUGGCAUGCUUGACGGAGUAUCUGGAGUGAAUCCAUUCUUGACAGAUGGCAUGUAUGAAGGAACUGAUUUUGUCACUGCUGCUGAAGUACUGAUUAGCCAUAUGGCUGAGGCUGGCAAAUUGCUGCCGCUGAUGAGGAUGUUGUCUUCAUUGUUAGACAGAUACAUAUGUACUCUUCAGAACGCUUUCAUUUCUGCCCUAGGUAAUGGCCAAGAUUGGGAUGGCUCAUUUUCAUCUCUUCUGCUUCUUGUACAUUCUGGAUUUGAUAAGCAAAUACAGGAUGAGAUCCUCAUCAAGAGUGGAGUUAAUUCAAGCGGGCUAGACUAUGUGCUUGAGUUGUUAACAAAGAUAGAUGCAGUUGCUAAUAGAAGUUGUCCAAGGAUUGGUUCAAAGGUCCUUCGGGAAUUCAUGUUACAUGGAUUUCCUUCCCUUCCUUCUACCUCUGGGGCAGUCUUCCUUUCUUGCAUUCUGAACAUUAGAGGAAUCAUCUUUGCUCUGGAUGGUUUGCUCAGAGUAAAAGAUGGACAUCGAAAUAUUCACCCAGAAAGUGAAACAGUUUGUCAUAUUCUUGAUUCAGUUAUGAUUAUAAACUUCAACCGGAUGUUUGAUUGGCUUCAUGGGAAAUGUGAAGCUAUUUUCAACAGCUUGAGUGUAGGGGUGAACGUGUUUGACUAUUCAAGCCUAUAUCUAAUGAGGCAAGUGGAAGAGUUUUUGGGUAAUAUUAGCAAGAGUGUAGUGGGAGACAGCAGCAUCCUUGAAAGGGUAAUUGACAGAUUUGUCGACAUCUUGGAUAGCAUGAGGAAAGACCCUGGGAAAUCUUCUACUUUGAAGCUUUAUCUCGGAAUUGAGGUUGUUACGGCAGAGACUGAACCUCAUGGAUUGCAACAUGGUGAUUUGAUGAUUUUGAUCAAUGCUUUGGAUUCCUGCUACUCUGAAUCUGUAAAUGUGAAAGUUUUGAAUUUCGCAAUUGAUGUCUUGUCAGGAGAGCUCUGCUCUGAUCUCUUCAAACAAAAACUACAGCAGAAGUUCCUUCUUAUGGAUUUACCUUGCCUGUCUAAAUGGCUGGAGACAAGACUUUUGGGUUGCGUGACAGAAGUGGCCGAUGGUGUCCAUAGUGCAAAAGAAAGUUUGGGCUCUCUUAGAGAUUCAACCAUGAAUUUCAUCUUCUGUCUUACAUCCUUCUCUAGCGAAUCAUUAUGUAGGGACCUGCAUGAUCAUUUCUUUGAAGCCCUGCUGGCGUCACUUGAUGCUGCAUUUUUGGUAUUUGAUGUUCAUGUAGCCAGAUCCUACUAUCAAUUUGUUGUUCAAUUUGCACGAGAUGAUUCUUCAGUUAAGUUGCUUUUGGAGAAGACCAUACUGCUGAUGGAGAAGCUGCCUCGAGAUGGGCAUCUGAUUUCAGGGCUCAAGUUUGUUAUUGGCUUCCUUGCAACUGUCUUGAAAGAUUGCGGGACCUAUAAGGCCACACUAGAUAAGUCGUCCGGAAAGUCUGCUGGAGCUAGUCUUAAUGUGGGUAAUAUAGCUGCUAAGCAGGUUGGAUCAAGGAGAAAUUCUGACGCAUUGCUGCUGGCUGGCCAAGAAAGUGGAUCCUCAACAUUUGAAUGUGAUGCAACCUCUGUGGAUGAGGAUGAGGAUGAUGGAACAUCUGACGGUGAGGUGGGCAGCAUGGAUAAGGAUGAGGAAGAGGACAGCAACAGUGAAAGGGCACUCGCUUCUAAAGUUUGUACUUUCACAUCCAGUGGCAGCAAUUUCAUGGAACAACACUGGUACUUCUGUUAUACUUGUGAUCUGAUAGUUCAAAAGGGCUGUUGUUCUGUAUGUGCAAAAGUUUGUCACCGAGGUCAUCGUGUUGUGUAUUCUCGCUUAAGUCGUUUUUUUUGCGACUGUGGAGCUGGUGGAGUCAUAGGUAGCAAUUGCCAGUGCUUGAAACCUCGGAAAUUCACUGGUAGCAGCAACGGACCUGUUAGUCGUUCGAGUAAUCUGCAAUCAUUGUUGCCCUUAUCAGAAGAUGGAAAUCAAAUGCCAGAUAGUGACACGGACCUUGAUGAAGAUCUCAGUGUGGAGGCAGAUAAUUCACUCAGCUUAUCUAUCCCAAGAGACAUCUGUGAUUCGAUUCCUCAGGUUCUUAAAGAACUUGAUGUUGAGGCUAGGGUCCUUGAGAUUUGCACUUCAUUACUGCCGUGUAUAGUUAGCAAAAGAGAGACUAAUGUUUCAAAAGAAAAGAAAAUUAUUCUAGGAGAAGACAAGGUGAUAUCUUAUGGGGCUGAUCUCUUGCAUUUGAAGAAGGCAUAUAAAAGCGGUUCGCUCGAUCUAAAGAUAAAGGCGGAAUACUCGAACACAAAGGAGCUUAAAUCCCAUCUAUCUAGUGGUUCUCUUGUCAAGUCUUUGCUGAGUGUCAGUGUUCGUGGUCGACUUGCUGUUGGUGAGGGGGAUAAGGUUGCUAUAUUUGACGUUGGGCAGUUAAUUGGACAAGCCACUGUUGUUCCAGUUACGGCUGACAAGUCCAAUGUGAAGCCUCUAUCGAAGAAUGUUGUCCGCUUUGAAAUAGUACAGCUUGCUUUUAACCCUUCAGCUGAGAACUAUCUCGCUGUGGCAGGCUAUGAAGAUUGCCAGGUCCUCACUAUGAAUUCUCGCGGAGAAGUCACUGAUCGUCUUGCGAUAGAACUUGCUCUUCAAGGUUCAUAUAUUAGGCGAGUAGAGUGGGUUCCAGGUUCACAAGUUCAGCUACUGGUGGUUACCAACAGAUUUGUCAAAAUCUACGAUCUCUCCCAGGAUUACUUUAGUCCCAUUCAUUACUUCAUGCUGCCUGAUGACACAAUCAUGGAUGCAGCACUUUUUGUGACUUCCCAUAGAAGGAUGUUUCUCCUUGUACUUUCAGAAAAGGGAAAUGUAUUCAGAUUAGAACUAUCUGGAGAAGACAAUGUUGGCGCAAAGCCAUUGAAAGAAAUUAUUCGGAUACAGGAUAAAGAGAUUCUUGCUAAGGGCUCAUCUUUAUACUUUUCGUCCACUCACAAGUUGCUCUUUUUGUCCUACCAGGAUGGGACCUCUUUGGUCUGCCAAUUAAGCGCUGACGCUACGUCACUAAUUGAGGUAUCUUCUGUGUACGAAGAAGAACAGGAUGGGAAGCUCCGGUCUGCUGGGCUGCAUCACUGGAAAGAGUUACUGGUUGGGAGUGGAUUGUUUGCAUGCAUCUCAAGCCUGAAAUCCAAUUGUGGACUCGCUGUAUCCUUUGGUGCACAUGAGUUAACUGCUCAGACAAUUCGUCAUGCUUUGGGUUCAUCCGCACCUUUAGUUGGCAUUACUGCUUACAAGCCUUUGUCCAAAGACAAGAUCCACUGUCUUGCAUUGCAUGAUGAUGGUAGUCUUCAGAUAUACUGCUAUGCUUCUGGAGGAACUGAUGUCAGUGCAAAUGCUACAUCGGAGAAAGUGAAGAAGCUGGGUUAUGGCAUUCUCAGCAAUAGAAUUUAUGCAGGGACGAACCCGGAAUUUCCCCUUGAGUUUUUUGAGAAAACAGUCUGCAUCACAGCUGAUGUUAAGCUUGGUGGGGAUGCUAUACGAAACGCUGAUUCUGAUGGAGCCAGACAGAGCUUGGCAUCUGAGGAGGGGUUUCUGGAGAGCCCAAGCCCUUCAGGAUUUAAGGUAUCUGUCUCCAAUUCAAAUCCAGAUGUUGUCAUGGUUGGCUUCCGUGUGCACGUGGGUAACACAUCUCCGAAUCAUAUCCCUAUGAACCUCAGCAUUUUCCAGAGGGUGAUAAAGUUAGAUGAGGGCAUGAGGUCUUGGUAUGACGUACCAUUUACAGUUGCUGAAUCACUUCUAGCUGAUGAGGAAUUUGUGAUCACUGUUGGGCCAACCUUUAAUGGCUCUACACUGCCCAGGAUUGACUCCCUUGAGGUCUAUGGGCGUUCUAAAGAUGAAUUUGGGUGGAAGGAGAAAGUGGAUCAACUGUUGGAUAUGGAGUCUCAAGUGCCUGGCAGCAAGUCUUUGCUUGGUGGGAGAGGGAGAAAGUACAGGGCGAUGCAGUCGGCUUCUCUUGAGGAGCAAGUUUUGGCAGAUAGUCUGAAGCUUCUAUCAAGGUUCUAUUCGAUUUACAGGGGCCAAGAUUGCCCAAAAGUUGAAGACUUGAGACUGGAGCUUAACAACUUCAAAUGCAAGCAGUUAUUAGAAACAGUAUUUGAAAGUGACAAAGAGCCUCUAUUGCAGGAUGCUGCUUGCCGUGUCUUGCGGGCUUUGUUCCCGAAAAAGGAGGUGUACUACCAAGUCAAGGACAUUAUGCGCCUUCUUGGAGUGGUCAAAUCAGUUGCUGUUCUUUCUUCAAGGCUUGGUGUUGGGGGUGCAACUGCAGGGUGGAUUAUUGAAGAAUUUAUAGCUCACAUGCAAGCUGUCUCUAAGAUUGCAUUGCAGCGUCGUUCAAAUUUGGCUACUUUUCUGGAUAUGAAUGGCUCAGAAGUGGUAGAUGGGCUCAUGCAAGUUCUGUGGGGAAUUUUGGAGCUGGAGCAGCCUGAUACACAAACAAUGAACAACAUUGUGAUUUUAUCUGUUGAACUUAUUUUUUGUUAUGCCGAAUGCCUGACUUUACAUGGAAAGGAGACGGGAACAUGUUCUGUUGCACCUGCUGUAGUUCUAUUGAAGCAACUCUUAUUCUCCUCCAAUGAGGCUGUUCAAACUGCCAGCAGCUUGGCUAUAUCUUCAAGAUUACUUCAGGUUCCAUUUCCAAAACAAAGUCUACUUACUACUGAUGAUGCUAUGGAGACUUCUGCUUCUGGUGCUGUACUGCCUGCAUCAACGGUUGCAAAUAAUCAAGUGACAAUUGAAGAAGAUUCCAUUACAUCAUCUGUGCAGUACUGUUGUGACGGUUGCUCUACAGUGCCAAUAUUGAGGCGUAGGUGGCAUUGCACCAUCUGUCCUGACUUUGACCUAUGCGAAGCAUGUCAUGAAGUAUUAGCUGCGGACCAGCUUCCUCCUCCGCACUCUACAGAUCAUCCCAUGACUGCAAUUCCUAUUGAAGCGGAAUCAUUAGGAACACAUGCUAAUGAAAUUCAAUACUCUGCAGAUGAUGUUGGUGAAUCCAAAUCGUUGCCUGCCACAGCAAAUGUCAGCACGCAGAAUUCUGCUCCUCCUAUUCACAUCUUGGAACCCAAUGAUUCUGAAGAAUUUUCUUCAGCCAGUGACUCUGUUUCAAUCUCUGCAUCAAAAAGGGAGAUGAACUCAUUGCUUAUAUCAGAGCUUCUUGAACAGUUGAAAGGGUGGAUGGAGACAACAUCAGGGAUUCGGGCUAUACCUGUAAUGCAGCUUUUCUAUAGAUUAUCAUCUGCUGUCAAUGGACCUUUGAUAGGCAGCACAAAUCCUGAGAGUUUGAACUUAGAGAAACUAAUCAAUUGGUUUCUUAAUGAAAUUAAUCUGAACAGACCUUUUGAAGCUAGAACCCGUUCUUCUUUUGGGGAAGUAACCGUCCUUGUCUUUAUGUUCUUCACAUUGAUGCUUCGUAAUUGGCACCAGCCUGGCAGCACUUCUUCUGUCCGCAACCAGAGUGAAGCUGCUGAUGCAAAUGACAGAAUUACAUCAGUUGGUGCCCAGUCUUCCUUGGAUGAUCAUGAGAAAACUGAUUUUGCGUCGCAGUUGCUCCAAGCUUGUAAUUCUUUGAGGCAGCAAUCAUUGGUCAAUUAUCUGAUGGAUAUUUUACAGCAGCUAGUGCAAGUUUUUAAGUCUCAAACCCUGAAUUUAGAGGCUUCUCAUUCUACAAGCCCUGGUUCUGGCUGUGGUGCUCUCCUGUCUGUUCGAAGAGAUAUGCCUGCUGGAAAUUUCUCUCCUUUCUUUUCAGACUCAUAUGUGAAGUCCCAUCACAGGGAUAUAUUUGUGGACUAUCACAGGUUGCUGUUAGAGAAUGCUUUUCGUCUCGUGUACACUUUGGUUCGACCAGAAAAGCAUGAUAAGGGUGGGGAUAAAGAGAGAGUGUGUGUAAUAUCUAGUGUUAAGGAUUUAAAGCUAGAUGGAUAUCAAGAUGUUCUCUGCAGUUAUAUCAACAAUCCAGAGACUGCAUUUGUGAGGAGAUAUGCAAGGAGGCUUUUCCUUCAUAUAUGUGGAAGCAAAACUCAGUAUUACAGCAUUCGGGAUGCUUGGCAGUUCUCAAAUGAGUUGAAGAAGCUUUACAAGCAUGUGGACAAGUCCGGCGGCUUUCAGAACUCUGUCUCAUAUGAGAGGAGUGUUAAGGUGAUCAAAUGCUUGACAACUAUAUCUGAAGUGGCAGCUUCACGGCCUCGAAAUUGGCAAAAAUAUUGCUCAAGGCAUGCAGAUGUUUUGCCUUUCCUCAUUGACUCAGUAUUUCAAUUUGGUGAAGAGUCUGUCAUUCAGACUCUAAAGCUGAUAAAUUUGGCCUUCUACUUUGGAAAGGACAUGAAUCACUCCUCACAGAAAGCUGAGACAGGAGAUGCAGGAAUAAAUUUAACCAAAUCUGGUUCACAGUUUGUGGAAACUAAAAAGAAGAAGAAGGCUGAUGAUGGAAAUGACCCUGGUUCAGAAAAGUCUUACAUGGAUAUGGAGGCAGCUGUAGAUAUAUUCACUAACAAGGGUGGCGAGGUUUUGACACAGUUUAUCGAUUGCUUUCUAUUGGAGUGGAAUUCAAGUUCUGUGCGUUCAGAGGCAAAGUGUGUUCUUCAUGGAAUCUGGCAUCACGGUAAACUGUCAUUGAAAGAAACCUUGUUGAUGUCUCUAUUACAAAAAGUGAAGCGCCUCCCUAUGUAUGGUCAAAAUAUCACUGAGUAUACGCAACUUGUUACAAUGUUGCUGGGAAGGGCCCCUGAUGCCAGUUUAAAGCAGUACUCUCAGGAACUUGUGGACCGAUGCUUGACGGUUGAUGUGAUUAGAUGCAUCUUUGAAACACUUCACUCGCAAAAUGAACUUUUGGCUAAUCAUCCAAAUUCACGCAUAUACAACACGUUGAGUGGUCUAGUUGAAUUCGAGGGUUACUAUCUUGAGAGUGAACCUUGUGUUGCUUGCAGCUCUCCCGAGGUACCUUAUAGCAGGAUGAAGCUUGAAACCUUGAAAUCUGAAACAAAGUUCACUGAUAACCGCAUCAUAGUGAAGUGCACUGGGAGCUAUACCAUUCAGACUGUUAGCAUGAAUGUUCAUGAUGCACGUAAAUCCAAAUCGGUGAAAGUUUUGAAUCUGUAUUACAACAACCGACCUGUGGCUGAUUUGUCGGAGUUAAAAAAUAAUUGGGCUUUAUGGAAGCGUGCAAAAAGUUGUCAUCUCACUUUCAAUCAAACUGAACUUAAGGUGGAAUUUCCGGUUCCAAUAACUGCAUGCAAUUUCAUGAUUGAGCUGGAUUCCUUCUAUGAAAAUCUUCAAGCUUUGUCCCUUGAACCAUUGCAAUGCCCACGUUGCAGUCGACCUGUGACAGAUAAGCACGGGAUUUGCAGCAAUUGCCAUGAAAAUGCUUAUCAGUGCAGGCAGUGCCGCAACAUAAACUAUGAAAAUCUGGAUUCUUUUCUAUGCAAUGAAUGUGGGUAUAGCAAGUAUGGUCGAUUUGAAUUUAAUUUUUUGGCAAAACCAAGUUUUACUUUUGAUGAGAUGGAGAAUGAUGAAGAUAUGAAGAGAGGGUUGGCAGCUAUUGAAUCUGAAUCAGAAAAUGCACACAGGAGAUAUCAACAGCUUUUGGGGUUCAAGAAGCCGUUGAUGAAGAUCGUAUCAAGCAUUGGUGAGAAUGAAAUGGACUCUCAGCAGAAGGAUUCUGUCCAGCAAAUGAUGGUGUCUUUGCCUGGACCAUCUUGCAAAAUAAAUAGAAAGAUUGCUCUUCUUGGUGUUCUAUAUGGUGAGAAGUGCAAAGCUGCUUUUGAUUCUGUUAGCAAAAGCGUUCAGACGCUGCAGGGGCUGCGUCGAGUUUUGAUGAAUUACUUGCAUCAGAAACAUUCAGAUAGUUCCACACCUGCAUCCAGAUUUGUUGUCUCCAGGUCACCGGGUAAUUGUUAUGGUUGUGCAACGACUUUUGUGACUCAGUGUCUUGAGAUUCUGCAUGUGCUUUCGAAGCAGCCUGCUGCUAAAAAGCAGCUUGUUGCUGCCGGUGUCUUAGCUGAGUUGUUUGAGAACAACAUUCAUCAAGGUCCAAAAGCAUCUCGUAUUCAAGCUAGGUCUGUCCUGUGUGCUUUUUCAGAGGGUGAUAUGAAUGCAGUCUCUGAACUAAACAGUUUGAUACAUAAGAAAGUCAUGUACUGUCUAGAACACCAUCGCUCUAUAGACAUUGCACUUGCCACUCGCGAAGAAUUGUUCUUGCUCUCUGAAGUGUGCUCGCUGACAGAUGAAUUUUGGGAGUCAAGAUUGCGUGUGGUGUUUCAGCUAUUAUUUUCUUCCAUUAAGUUGGGAGCAAAGCAUCCUUCGAUUUCAGAGCAUGUUAUUCUUCCCUGUUUGAAGAUUGUUUCCCAGGCAUGCACUCCUCCAAAAUCUAAUGCCGCUGACAAGGAGCAAACUCUGGCAAAAUCAACUUGUCUGAGGGAUGAGAAUAAGUCAAGUGUGUCUGGUUCAUCAGCUGGGGCCAUGAAUGGGAGCAAGUUGGUGACCGAGACUUCGGAAAGGAAUUCAGAUUCUUCAGACAAAAUUCCGGAUAUUCAGUUGGUAAGCUAUGCAGAGUGGGAGAGGGGAGCAUCGUAUCUUGACUUUGUAAGGAGGCAGUAUAAAGUGUCUCAAGCAGUUAAGAUUGCUGGUCAGAGAUCACGAACACAGAGACAGGACUACUUGGCUCUAAAAUAUGUUCUUAGGUGGAAGCGACGUGUCCACAGGACAUCUAAAGGCGACUUUUCAACGUUCGAGCUUGGAUCAUGGGUCGAAGAACUUAUUUUAAGUGCUUGCUCUCAGUCUAUCAGGUCAGAGAUGUGCACUCUCAUCAGUCUUCUCUCUGCCCAGAGUCCAUCAAGACGUUGUCGUUUGUUGAACUUGCUGAUGGGCAUGUUGCCUGCCACUCUGCCUGCUGGUGAAAGUGCUGCCGAAUAUUUUGAGUUGCUGUUUAAGAUGAUCGAUGUGGAAGAUGCUCGACUUUUCUUGACUGCCCGAGGAUGUCUAGCUACAAUCUGUACACUGAUUAGACAGGAAGUGGGCAAUGUUGAAUCAUUAGAGACGAGCCUGCAUAUUGACAUUUCACAGGGAUUUAUUGUGCAUAAGCUUGUGGAGCUUCUCGGCAAAUUCUUAGAGGUUCCUAAUAUUAGGGCUAGGUUCAUGCGGGGCGAUCUGUUGUCUGAGGUUCUUGAGGCUUUGAUUGUCAUCCGCCGCUUAAUAGUGCAGAAGACGAAGUUAAUAAGUGACUGCAAUCGACUGCUGAAAGAUCUUUUGAACAGCCUUCUGCUUGAAAGCAGUGAAAAUAAACGGCAGUUUAUCCGGGCAUGUAUAUGUGGCCUGCAAAAGCAUCGAGAGGAGAGAGAAGGGCAAACCAAUUUGUUUGUCCUGGAGCAACUGUGCAAUCUUAUCUGCCCGUCAAAACCAGAUUCUGUGAAUUUGUUGGUUUUGAACAAAGCGCAUACACAGGAGGAGUUUAUUAGGGGAUCAAUGACUAAGAAUCCGUAUUCAAGUUCUGAGAUUGGUCCUCUGAUGCGCGAUGUUAAAAACAAAAUUUGUCACGAGUUGGAUCUUGUUAGUCUUCUUGAUGAUGACUUCAGCAUGGAAUUGCUAGUAGCGGGAAAUAUAAUAUCACUUGAUUUGAGCAUUGCUCAAGUAUAUGAGCAAGUAUGGAAGAAGUCCAGUAGUCAGUCCUCAAACACCAUUUCAACCACCACUUUGUUAUCUUCUGGCACUGCAGCUUCCGGAAGAGAUUGCCCACCAAUGAAUGUGACAUAUCGCCUUCAGGGAUUAGAUGGAGAAGCAACAGAGCCUAUGAUAAAAGAAUUGGAAGAAGAUAGAGAGGAAUUUCAAGAUCCAGAAGUUGAGUUUGCAAUAGCAGGUGCUGUGCGUGAGUGUGGUGGGCUGGAAGUUAUUUUGGACAUGAUCCAGCGAUUACGAGAUGAUUUCAAGUCCAACCAAGAGCAGUUAGUAGCAGUACUUAACCUCCUGAUGCAUUGUUGCAAAAUAAGAGAGAACAGACGGGCUUUAUUGAGGUUGGGAGCUCUGGGUCUACUUCUUGAAACAGCGAGGAGAGCUUUUUCUGUGGAUGCCAUGGAGCCAGCCGAAGGCAUUCUUCUGAUUGUUGAGAGCUUGACUUUGGAAGCAAAUGAAAGUGAUGAUAUUAGCAUCAAAGGAAGUGUUCUUACUGUUAAUAGUGAAGCAACUGGUGUGGGUGAACAGGCGAAAAAGAUAGUUCUUAUGUUCCUGGAAAGGCUGUGCCAUCCUGUGGGCAAAAAAUCAAACAAACAACAAAGGAAUGCAGAGAUGGUUGCAAGGAUCUUGCCCUAUUUGACGUAUGGUGAACCUGCUGCUAUGGAAGCCCUUGUUCAGCAUUUCAAUCCGUUCUUGCAAGAUUGGCACGACUUCGACAGGCUGCAGGAACUCCAUGAAGACAAUUCAAAGGAUGAGAUGAUUGCUCCGAAAGCCACAAAACAAAGGCUCACCGUAGAAAACUUUGUUCGAGUAUCAGAGUCACUGAAGACAAGUUCCUGUGGGGAGAGACUGAAGGACAUGAUCCUUGAGAAGGGCAUAAUUGGUGCUGCAGUUGAACAUUUGAGGAGAACGUUUCCCUUUGCUGGACAAGCUGGUUUCAAAUCCAGCGCUGAAUGGGCAUCUUCGUUAAAACUGCCAUCUGUCCCCCUCAUAUUGUCCAUGCUCACGGGAUUGUCAACGGGGCAUCUGCCUACACAGAGAUGCAUUGAUGAAGGAGGGAUCUUGCCUUUGCUUCAUGCCCUGGAAAGGGUCCCAGGAGAAAAUGAAAUUGGAGCUAGGGCUGAAAACUUGUUAGACACACUGUCUGAUAAAUAUGGUAGUGGAGAUGGAUUUCUUGAAGAGAAGGUGUGUCAGCUGCGGCAUGCCACUGAAGAUGAAAGGAGACGCCUAGCUUUGAGGAAGAGAGAGGAAAUGCUCCAGGGACUUGGUAUGAGACAAGAACUUGCUUCUGAUGGUGGGGAACGAAUUGUUGUGGCGCAGCCUGUUCUUGAAGGUUUGGAGGAUGUAGAGGAAGAGGAGGAUGGGUUGGCAUGCAUGGUAUGCCGGGAAGGAUAUGGUUUGAGGCCGAAUGACAUCCUGGGUGUCUAUUCUUACAGCAAACGAGUGAAUCUUGGUGUCGGUUCUUCAGGAAGUGCUCGUGGGGAUUGUGUUUAUACAACCGUUAGUUCAUUUAAUGUCAUUCAUUUCCAAUGCCAUCAGGAGGCCAAAAGAGCCGACGCUGCUCUCAAGAAUCCUAAGAAAGAGUGGGAAGGUGCUACCCUUAGAAACAACGAAUCUCUCUGCAAUUCUUUAUUCCCACUUAGAGGUCCGUGUGUUCCAUUGCCUCAAUAUGUCCGGUAUGUCGAUCAUUACUGGGACAAUCUCAACUCUCUGGGACGUGCUGAUGGGAAUCGUCUUCGACUAAUUACCUACGAUAUUGUUCUGAUGCUAGCUCGAUUUGCGACUGGGGCUUCUUUUAGUGCUGACAGCCGAGGUGGCGGAAGGGAAAGCAACUCCCGGUUCUUGCCUUUUAUGAUCCAAAUGGCCCGUCACCUUCUUGAUGAAGGGAGCUCUUCGCAGUGUCAUACGAUGGCAAAGGCAGUGUCCACGUACCUGUCAUCAUCCGCAGCAGAGUCCAGACCCUCCACUCCUCCUGGAGUGCAUACCUCUGGAGGAACUGAAGAUACCGUCCAAUUUAUGAUGGUGACAUCUCUUCUAUCUGAGUCUUACAAGUCCUGGUCCCAACACCGCCGCGCCUUCUUGCAACGUGGAAUAUAUCAUGCCUACAUGCAGCGGACUCAUGGGAGACAGUCGCGUGCAUCGCCCGACGUGAUCACUGCAGCUGCUGGAGCAGAUACAGGGUGUUGCAGCGGGACUGCGGGAACUGGGGGAGUCAACGAGCUGUUCUCCACAAUCCAACCGAUGCUCGUCUACACUGGUCUGAUCGAACAGCUGCAACACUUCUGCAAAGUCAAGAGGCCGGCCCAAGCAGGACCAGCUCGAGCCGAAGGCACCUCAUCCCCUUUGGGAGAGGAGAGCAUCGAGAGCUGGGAAAGCGUGAUGAUGGAGAGGCUGUUGAAUGCGAAGGAGAUGAUGGGAUUCUCCAAGGAGCUCCUCUCGUGGCUCGAUGACAUGAACUCUGCCUACGAUCUGCAGGAGGCGUUCGACGUGAUGGGUGUUCUGGCUGACGUAUUGUCAAGUGGAUUCACACAGUGCGAGGAGUUUGUUCAAGCGGCAAUCGACGCGGGCAAAAGCUGAGACGGCAUUCUAGAGUAUCCAGUAUUGUAUCUUUAUGUACAGCGUAUUGCGAUUGUGCUUCCCAAUGUAUGUUGUACACCAUUUCACAGAACUCCCCUAGUCAUCCAAUCAUUACACCUCCAAUGGAAGUGGCUUGACGAGAA